AUGAUGUGGCAGAUCAUUGGCAUACUUGUGCUCGUGCUGAUGCAGGUGCUCGCGGAGCAGCUGCCGACAUCUUCCAACAAUGCUAUGACUCCCAACCCAACCAUUUGCGGUGAAAUCGUCAAUAACGAGGAAGUUUCUAUUUUCGACGCGAGCCAAGCCUACAAUUGUCUGACGAGCCUUCCAUUCCACCCAGAUAUUGCCAGUCAACUUGUCCAAUAUGUCAAUGACAUGAUUCAAUUCCACAGUACGCUCGCCUAUUUGGCCGAUCCACCACAGAGCUACCAGCAGCCAGCCGUUGACCUCAUGGCCGGGCUGUCUCAACUCCAACGCGAUAUUGAUGAUAACAUCUUCCACAAUGAAUAUGCCUUUGAGACGACUCUGAGCCACUUGAUCCAUGCUGCCCAUGAUGAUCAUCUUAAGCUGGUCGGUGGCGCACUUUCUCGAUUUACAUAUGCAGCCCCUUACAGCAUCGUGUCUGUUUCGUUGGAUGGGGCAGAGCUGCCCAAGGUUUACAUCUCAGAUGAUUUAUUCGCCAACCAAACGGGUAAUCUUCGUUGGGAGCCCUCUGCCAUCGCAACCAUCAACGGUAUGGAUGUCGUUGAGUACCUGACGCAAUUUGCUGCUGUGAAUUCUAUCGGAAAGCUCGAGCCUCAUGUAGAUUGGAACAUGUUGAUGCGAAGUGAAUUCAUUACAUUCACAUUCGAGAACGGCACGACGCUCGGUCCUCUUCGUUGGAAGGCUUUAUUCUGCUGCCAUGGGGGUAAUCGACCGCUGGAGACGGGGGACGACUUCUAUAACUUUUUUGUCUUAGGUGGUUAUCCUGAAUCAUACGACGAAAGCCCGGAGGCAGACCUGACGACUAUUUCCAACCGAGCAGCCCCCAUCCUACCUUCAUUUGAAAACCCAGCGUAUCCCUCAAAGGCUGAUGUCAUAGAGGAAAGCUACACUAGGGACGGGGGAACACUUCUAAGAGGUUACUUCUUGCAUGAUUCUUCCUUAGCAGUUCUCAGUAUCCCACAUUUUGACAGCAAUACGCCCCAAUCGUUCAGCAACGCAGUCAAGGAAUUUCUCGCACGCAGUACCAAUGCAGGUCUUAAGAAAGUAGUUAUUGAUGUACAACAGAACCCGGGUGGAAGCCCUCUACUAGCACUUGAGGUCUUUAAAACAUUUUUCCCUUCCAUUACGCCGUGGGCUAGCAGUCGCCGACGUGUUCAUCCAAUGGCAAACGCUCUAGGUUCCACCCUAACGACCUACUGGCAAAACCUCACCAUGGAUCAUCCGGAGUAUUACACGUUAAUCCCUAACGAGUGGGUGGUAACUGGCCGGCUGGACUCAGAUACUGGGAGGAACUUUACCUCGUGGGAUGAUUUUGUCGGACCAACCGACCAUUAUCGUGGAGAUGGCUUUACAAAGAAGGCAAGCAACCCGUUACCCGUUCUUUGA
This is a messenger RNA of Aspergillus nomiae NRRL 13137, 1443 nucleotides long. RefSeq lists its product as uncharacterized. Gene Ontology annotation, molecular function: serine-type peptidase activity. The record is from RefSeq and is a predicted model, not a curated record. The transcript is spliced from 5 exons. Lineage: Eukaryota; Fungi; Ascomycota; Eurotiomycetes; Eurotiales; Aspergillaceae. Gene Ontology annotation, biological process: proteolysis. Bases 1 to 1443 code for a protein of 480 amino acids.